UGCGAUCGCGGACGCGGGGGGGGGAGCCACAGCCAUGGCGGAUGACCUGGACUUCGAGACGGGGGACGCAGGAGCCUCGGCCACGUUCCCUAUGCAGUGCUCAGCCCUGCGCAAGAACGGCUUCGUGGUGCUCAAGGGCAGGCCCUGCAAGAUCGUCGAGAUGUCCACCUCCAAAACGGGCAAGCACGGGCAUGCCAAGGUGCACCUCGUGGGCAUUGACAUCUUCACGGGCAAGAAGUACGAGGACAUCUGCCCCUCGACCCACAACAUGGACGUGCCCAACAUCAAGAGGAACGACUUCCAGCUCAUAGGCAUCCAGGACGGGUGUCUAUGUGUCUCUAUGGGGUCUCUAUGGGUCUCUAUGUGUCUCUAUGGG
Messenger RNA from Melopsittacus undulatus (budgerigar), 376 nucleotides. Its product is annotated as eukaryotic translation initiation factor 5A-1-like. The annotation marks the transcript as partial. Gene Ontology annotation, biological process: positive regulation of translational termination; positive regulation of translational elongation; translational elongation. The record is from RefSeq and is a predicted model, not a curated record. Gene Ontology annotation, molecular function: translation elongation factor activity; ribosome binding; RNA binding. The transcript is spliced from 4 exons. NCBI's taxonomy places the organism in Eukaryota, Metazoa, Chordata, Aves, Psittaciformes, Psittaculidae.